Molecule: messenger RNA, 2053 nt
Organism: Rhagoletis pomonella (apple maggot)
Lineage: Eukaryota; Metazoa; Arthropoda; Insecta; Diptera; Tephritidae
Product: putative methyltransferase C9orf114
Exons: 2
Coding region: 79-1599 (506 amino acids)
Source: RefSeq, a predicted model, not a curated record
UUUUCACACGUGUUGAUGUGAUCGUAUUCCUCGAUUUGUUUGCAAUUAUUUACUAAACAAUAAAGAAAUUAUUUCGAAAUGCCUCCGAUAAAAGCCAGCAAUGAGCAACCAAAGUCAUGGAAGAAGAUCAACGAGGAGAGGAAAGCGCUCAAAAAACAGCGUAAACAUGAAAAAUUGCUGAAGGAACUGGAGAAGACUGCAAAGUCCGAAACGGAUGCUGCGGAGUCCGCCGCCGAUAUCGCGGUUACGCCUAAACCGCAAGCUUCAACUAUUAGCAUUGCAGUUCCUGGUUCCAUACUCGAGAAUGCACAAUCGGCUGAACUACGCUCCUACGUAGCUGGUCAAAUAGCACGCGCUGCAUGCAUUUUUCGCGUCCAUGAAGUGAUUGUCUUUGAUGAUAUCGGCGUGGCUACGGCACGGCAAACAAAACGCAACUAUGACACAGAUGAUGGAGAGGGAACGGAAAACGGUGGCAAUUCGAUGUCAGCAACAGUGCGCAGUAGUUGCCUACAAUUGGCGCGCAUACUACAGUACUUGGAAUGUCCACAGUAUCUGCGAAAGUACUUCUUCCCUUUGCAUAAGGAUUUGAAAUAUUCAGGACUUUUGAAUCCAUUGGAUACGCCACACCAUUUGCGCCAGCAGAACGUUUUCCUAUAUCGCGAAGGCAUCAUUUCAGAAAAACAAGCAAAGGAUGGAUAUUCGUAUGUAAAUGCUGGUUUGCUGAAUGAUGUGCUAGUCAAUAAGGCGAUCGAACCAGGGGUGCGUGUUACUGUUAAGCUGGAAAAUGUAAAGGAUAACACUAAGAAGUUACGUGGCAAAAUCGUCAGCCCUGAUGAGCCGCGUCGCGAGACAGGUGUGUACUGGGGCUACACAGUGCGCAUUGCUCACUCGCUAGCCGAAAUUUUCACUAAAUCGCCCUACGCUGGAGGUUAUGACCUCACUGUUGGCACUUCGGAUAAUGGCACAAAUGUGCAUGAAGUGCCAAAUCGUUCAUACAAGUUCGAUCAUCUGCUUGUAGUAUUCGGUGGCCUCAAGGGACUUGAAGCGGCGUUAGCUAACGAUGACAAACUAGAUGUAGACGAUCCAUCGCUGCUAUUCGAUCAGUAUGUGAAUGUGCUACCGAGACAAGGAUCACGCACUAUACGCACGGAGGAAGCGUUACUUAUAGCUCUAGCAGCAUUACAGGAAAAAUUACAACCUAACGUGCCUGAAGUGGAAGAAAAACUUGGCGAAUAUCAACUGCCUCGCAGUGAUGACACUGGCAUACGACCAGAUGUUAUGAAAAGUAAUAAACAUAAUAAAAAACGAAAAAUAUACGAAACCGGUGGUGGAGAAGGUGAUUUAAAGGUUGAACAACAGCAGGCACCAAGGAGGAUUGAGGAAAAGCCAUCACCAAAAAAGGCGAAAAAGAGCAGAAUAAAUGAACCUUUGGAUGACAAACAAAAUGAAGUUAAAUCAAAGUUAAAAGGAAUGCAACAGUUAAAUAAUGCACAUAUGGUUGACAAUGAUAAUGACUUUGAAGUAGUGCCAGCUAGUAUUGGCGGUGGCCAGUCAGCGGCAACAUUGAAAGAUAUGGGAGAUUUAAGUCGCUUCGAUUAAUUAAGUUUCAAAAUGUUAAAUUUAGGUUUCAUGAAUUGCUUAUUUCAAAAUUUUAACGAUUUGCGUACCUUGGGAAGUAUGGUGCUGGAAAUAAGUACUAGAGCCGCUCGAAGCUUUUCUGACACCGGUCGGAAUCGUGGGAUUCUGAAGAAAUGAUUAUAACUUUUUAUUGUUAAUUACUUUUGUGUAAUUUUGCAUAUUUCGCACACCCUCUUCAAAAGAGGCACACAUCAAAAAUCAGAUCUUUUUACUCUGGAAUUCAUUAAACUACUUCAAAUAAAUAUUUUUUAAUGCAAACUUACAUACUUUACUGCUAGUAUCCACUUUAAUACAUAUAUAGGUAUAUUUGCUUAUGCAUAUGUACAUACAUAUAUGUAAUUGUCUAUACGUAUGCAUACUUAUUCAUACAUUCUUCGUAUUUUUUUUUUCAUUUGUAAGUUUAACUUACAGCGAA